This is a messenger RNA of Penicillium verhagenii, 3882 nucleotides long. Its product is annotated as ATP-binding cassette transporter. The record is from RefSeq and is a predicted model, not a curated record. Gene Ontology annotation, biological process: transmembrane transport. Gene Ontology annotation, molecular function: ABC-type transporter activity; ATP hydrolysis activity; ATP binding. Lineage: Eukaryota; Fungi; Ascomycota; Eurotiomycetes; Eurotiales; Aspergillaceae. The transcript has 10 exons. Gene Ontology annotation, cellular component: membrane. The coding region runs from base 1 to 3882 and encodes 1293 amino acids.
AUGUUAGUUCUAUAUUACUCGGCCAGCACUCUCCUGAGUCUUCCACAGAUCCGAUCUCUAUGGCAAAUUCCAGAUGCAACGAACGCAUGUCGCAUCCUGUGCAUUAUGAUCCUCAUUCUCAACUUUGGGAUGUUGGUCGCAGAGUCAAUUCACAAGCUGAACCUCCUAAAUCCCAAUCACCAAAGGAAAUCAGCCAAGGAAGCCAGUUACGGUUUUUGGGGCCAAAGCUUGUUCCUUUGGACACUGGCAUUGUUCCAGACUGGCUAUUCCAAAGCCUUGACCAUCGAGGAUAUCCCUGAAGUAGAUGUGGAUCAACAAGCACAGCGCACAGAGGAGGUGUUGCAAAUAGCGUGGAAGGCAACAAAAGGCCGCCAUCGGUUGAUGAAAUCAGUAUUCUCUGCGUACCGCUGGGCCCUUAUAUUUGGGGUAGUGCCCCGUCUAUGCUUGGCCGUGUUCACCUUUUGCCAACCUUUCCUCAUCAGCGCUACAGUGAACUACAUGAACGAAGACACAACAGUCGACACUAAACAACGCGGCCAGGGUAUCAUCGGAGCUUAUGUUUUAGUUUACUUGGGUAUAGCCGUCUCUAACUCGGUCUACAAGCGACAGCUCAAUCGAUUCAGUACCAUGACUCGAUCCGGGUUGAUUUCUCUGAUAUUUACACAAACUACUCAACUCAAGGCUAGUGAUGUUGUUGAUUCAGCGGCUCUCACCCACAUGGGGACAGACACCGAAAGGAUUGUGUCAAAUCUCAGAAGCAUGCAUGAGAUCUGGGCAACAGUCCUAGAAUUAGGAGUCGCUGUCUGGCUUCUAGAAAGGCAGAUUGAUGUAUCCUGUGUGGUUCCUGGUGUUAUUACAAUAGGCUCAGUGUUGGCAGUAGCUCCACUCUCGAGCAGAAUGGGACAGGCUCAAGGCCAGUGGGUGGAGAGGGUCCAGAGCCGAAUAUCCAUGACUUCCAACUUGCUACGAGACAUCAAAUCCGUCAAAAUGCUGGGGCUCUCUGGUGUGAUGUACAGAACCAUCACGAAGCUACGAGAGGCAGAGUUGAAAAUUUCAGAGAGGUUCCGAAAGUUGUUGAUAGGAGAAAUUGCUCUGUCAGCCGUGAGCAAAGACAAGACUCUGCUGUCAAGUCAGGCCUUUACUUCGCUUUCGCUGAUCACAUUAGUGACUAAUCCACUUCUCAAAUUCAUUCAAUCAGUCCCUUCACUGAAAGAAGCGAUGGCAUGUUUUGAUCGCAUUGAAGACUACGUUCUGAAGCCCGUUGCCCAUUCGAGACAUAUCGGCAGCUUUUCGAACGACUCCAAUCGAGACGCUAUUGAGUUGGUUGUCAAUACCCCCAAACCGAAUGAUGGAACCGUGAUUGCCUUUGAGAACGCCGAUAUUGCAUGGUCCAAGGAGGGCGAUCAUCAUCUUCACGACAUCAACCUAUCAGUCAGGAAAGGUGGAAUUACUAUGAUCAUCGGGCCAGUUGCGUCAGGAAAGUCCACAAUUUUGCAAACCGUCCUUCACGAGACCGUAGUAAAAGCUGGCGAGGCCAAGGUCACGACCUCCGUGUCUCAAAUCGCCUAUUGCGCGCAAGUGCCUUGGAUUAUAAACGCCAGUAUCCGCGAGAAUAUCAUUCUCGGAUCUGAGUACAAUUCUGAAUGGUAUGAGUUUUCAACCUCGGUAUGCGGUUUGAAAGCGGAUUUGCAAAAAAUGUCCGGUGGUGAUUCGUUCGAGGCAGGGAGCAAUGGAGUCUGCCUCAGCGGGGGGCAGAAACAACGAAUUGCUCUCUGUCGCGCGAUAUAUUCAAGAGCAAAGCUUCUUGUUCUCGAUGACAUCUUCAGUGGAGUGGACGCUCAUAAUGUCAGCCUGAUCUCGAAUGGGCUCUUCAGUCAAGGUGAGCCAUUGCUGCAGUUCGCGGAUCAAAUUAUUGUCCUUGAAAACGGAAGAGUUAUCGACACUGGAUCUUAUGAGUCCAUAAUUCGCCGAGAGCCGGAAAUAUCUGCCAAAGCUUGGACAAAUGCGAAAGGAAUUGUGGAGGAAGAUGGUUCCGCAGAGCAAGAAAGCAAAGAUCAAAAGGAGCCAAAUACGGCGCCAUCUGCUUCGCCCUCAACCCCGGGAGCUGCAGACCAUACUAAACGAAACGGCACCUGGUCUGUCUACAAAUAUUAUUAUGAAAGCGCUGGAUUCGCUCCAUUUGCUGUUUUCAUUUCCCUCACAUUGGCAGAGGCAUUAUGUAGCAACUUCACUAAAGCGAAUGAACAACGACCGAACAAAGACCUGGCCAUGUACCUUGGAGUUUAUGCUUUGCUCUGGGUUUUGGCCUUUACAACCUUGAUUGGUAGUUUGUGGGCGUUGAUCAUUUCAAUUAUCAACAAUACCGGACUGAAUCUUCAUACAUACGUUCUUCGAACAACACUACGAGCUCCAUUUAUAUUCCUCCAGACGACAGACCAUGGGAGCCUAACAAAUAGAUUCAGCCAGGAUAUGGAUCUUAUUGAUAUGGCACUUCCUCUUUAUGCAUCGAUGUUUUCCGCCGGAAUCGCAAACUGUGCUGUUCAAGUCGUCAUCUUAUGUGUCCUUAGCAAUUACCUAGCAGUUUCGAUUCCACUGCUUAUUGUCAGCUUGGUGAUUCUCCAAAGAUAUUACCUUCGCACGUCACGCCAGAUGCGGCUUUUGGAUAUCGAAGCAAAGGCUCCUCUUUACAGUCAUUUUGCUGAGUCCGUACAAGGAAUAAGCACCAUUCGCGCUUUCAAUUUCGAGUCGGAUUUCAAGCAAAAAAUGUAUCACCUGCUGAAUCGAUCGCAACGUCCGUUUUACAUGCUCUACUGCAUUCAACAGUGGCUGACCCUUGUCAUGAAUCUAACCGUUGGUGCUAUUGCUCUCAUCAUUGUAUCAAUGGCCACCUCAUUGAGAUCUCAAUAUACCGGUGUUACUAUCGGCAUCGCUCUCAAUCUUGUUCUUUCUCUGAAUGAUAGCCUUUCCAAUACUCUUCAAUGUUGGGUCAGUCUUGAGACUUGCAUUGGUGCUGUCUCACGAGUGCAACAAUUCACUCAGGAUACCCCAUGUGACACAGAAAACGAUUUGGAUGACUCCCAUUUCAUUGGAUCUUCAGUUUACUCCGACACCAAAUAUACCUUGAAAUUUGAGGAAUUGACCGCAGGAUAUGACCUCAGCAGCCCACCGGCCUUGAGAAACAUUUCUAUCACAUUUGCGCCAGGCAAGAAGAUCGCUAUCUGCGGUGCAUCCGGUAGUGGGAAAACAUCACUAAUCAUGUCAAUUUUGCGUAUGAAUCAAAUUCGCUCUGGAAGUCUACGCAUCAACGGACGAGACCUUGCCGGAUUCACGCACCAGGAAAUCCACGCUCUGAUGAACGUCAUUCCUCAAGACCCUCUGAUCAUAUCGCCCGGCACAGUGCGAUUUAACAUCGACCCUCUCAAUCUGGCCUCCGAUAAAGAUAUCGAAUCUGCUUUGCAGAAAGUCGGCCUCUGGAACCGAAUCAACGCCAAUGGGAGCGAUAAUGAUGGCGAGACUGGUACUUCAAAUAUUUUGAGUGCGGAUUUAUCAACAGCAUCAACGAAUUGGUCUGCAGGAGAAAAACAACUUUUUGCGCUAGCACGCCCACUCGCGGUGCCAAAGCCCAUCUUGAUUCUAGACGAAGCGACGAGUAGUAUGGAUGUGGAGACAGAAUCGAUCAUGCAGCAACUUCUCCAAAAUGAAUUUAGAGAGCAGACAGUUGUGGCUGUGUUGCAUCGGUUUAAAUACAUUCAUCUGUUUGACCUCGUUGCUGUUUUGAAGGACGGGGUGUUGGUGGAGUGCGAUAAACCCGAGACCUUGUUAGGCCAGGAUAGUGACUUUCGGAGAUUAUAUGGUGCUCUUGACAACAUCUUUGAAUGCUGA